Messenger RNA from Bufo bufo (common toad), 2075 nucleotides. Its product is annotated as sialic acid-binding Ig-like lectin 8. NCBI's taxonomy places the organism in Eukaryota, Metazoa, Chordata, Amphibia, Anura, Bufonidae. The transcript has 11 exons. The record is from RefSeq and is a predicted model, not a curated record. The coding region runs from base 160 to 1431 and encodes 423 amino acids.
AGGAGGGGCUACAAAGCAGAUCACAGCAAAGAGUGGUUUAGACUAGUGAAGCUCCACCUCCUGGACAGGAUAAAACUUCAUAUUCACACUACUACUGAUGAUAAAAACUCCACUAAAGAUCCUCUGCAGCAGAACUCCUAUAAUCAGCACAGUGUCAAGAUGAGGCUGGAAAGCUUUGACAAGAACAAAUUGUAUUUUGCCAUUAUCAUUCUGCCACAGCUCUGGAUGUACGCCUGGUGUCAGACUGUCCCAGAACCUUACUCCAUCCAGGUGGAUUCCAGUAUCUCAGUGCAGGAGGGUCUGUGUGUGAUAAUUCCUUGUGCUUUUACUGCCGACCAUAAGACAACAUUCAAAAACUCCACCGGAUACUGGAAGAGCAACUAUGAAACCAACAUAGCCUCUAGUAAUGCAUCGGUGCCUAUAGUAAAGGAGAAUUUCCAUGUGAUGGGGAACCCAGAUAAUGGGGAUUGCACCCUGAAAGUCACUGACGCCAGGAAACAAGACACUGGGACCUAUUUCUUCCGAUUUGAAGGGAGUAAAGAGACUUCUAUCAAAUAUAAUUACGUAUCAGACAAAAUUACCCUUCUGGUAACAGAUCUUACACAAAAACCAGAAGUAUCAAAUUUGGGGCAUCUAAGAGUAGGCGAAGAGGUGACACUGACAUGUACCCCUCCAGGGAAUUGCGAUGGAACAGAUCCUACAAUCACAUGGUGGAAGGACAACCUGGACGGAAUUUGGGGAAAAUCAUCUAGUGUAACUUUUACCCCAUUACUGAGUGACCACAAGACGUCUAUAACCUGUGAGGUGAACUACCCGGCAGUGAGGGCUUCAACCCAGAAGACGAUUGUCCUGGAUGUUCAGUAUCCACCAUCCAUAAACACUUUUAUUGGCCCCUCAGGAAUAAUAGCGAAUCACACCGUGGUGCUGAACGAAGGGGACUCUGUGACCCUCAAUUGCUCAGUGAUCAGUAACCCAGCAGCUUACGUGACUUGGGCGAAGGGGGAGAAUAAUGUGGUCAGCAGUGUGACUGGACAGGGACUGGAGCUGUAUCUGAUGGACGUUACCUCCAGAGAUAUUAAUACAUACAGCUGCUCCGCAUGGAAUCAGCACGGGGACACCAGUGACUUUGUUGAUAUCAUUUUGCAAUCUAAAAAUGAAGAUCGAGAAGUCAAGCUUUCAUUCGAGACAUCUCCAACUCCGGCUCCGGAAAUUGUGACAGCGUUUUCCCCGCAGUGUGGUCCCAGGAACAUUGACUUUCUGAUUCUUGGAGCCUUCAUCGCUGCAAACAUCCUCAUCCUCUCCCUGAUUGCCCUGGCUCUUCUCUGUUUCGUUAGGAGAAACAUGAAAAAAAGGCAAGAAGCAAUCAUAAACAAUGGAGAAGAGCUCAGUACUCUGCGGACGGCCUCCGUGUACAAGAAUCUCAAUGAAUAGAAAAAAAAAAUCCACCAAAUGAACAAAAUUCCAGCAAGACGAUGAGAUGAGCUCUGAAACACCCGGCUCCGUGUCCCUGCCUCCACUUAAAGGAGAAUCAGGUUCUUUGAUACAAACAGUUAUAUUAGGAUUUGCUGCCAUCGUAGAGAUGAAGGGUCUUGUGCUUCUGCAGAAAAUUUUCACAAAUGUUGAAAAAUUAAAUUUAUAAAUUAGGAUUAGAUUUCUUUUUUUUUUUGGCAGCAAUACUGGUUUUCACCGCUGGUCAGAGAUGGUUUAAUGUGUGUGGAACAUCUCCACCAUCUCUGGAAUGUGCAUGCUGCCGCUGUACCUAGGAGAUCAGUGACUCCUAAUUUAUUAUUUGUAGCCUUAAAAAAGCGUACAAUGUCUCUAGUGUGUGAAUCGAUUCAUCACUGUCAAAAUUCUACCCACAUUUUUGAAAAAAUUUUGAAACAGUGGAUUCAUUUUGGUAAGAGUUUUAUAGAGAGAGAAGAACCGAAUGAAAGUUCUUGGACGAAUCCAACAGAAACAAAUUUUAGGAAAUUUGAUUAGAUUGUGAGCUCCAAGGGACAGAGCCUGAUGUGAGGGCUGUCAGUGUGAUAUAGGAAAUUGCAUUCGAUCUUUUUGACAAAUUCUGUAUUCAGAUG